AUGCUUGCCAGGUGGGCAACAUGCGGUUUGUUCUUCACGUUCGGGCUUUCGGUCUCUGCGUGGAUUGCUGGGGUGCCUGGGCUGAAGGAAGCGUUUGAUCUGGACGAUGCGCAGUUGGGCAUGCUGUUGCUGUGCUACGGAAUGACGUGCAUCAUCAUGGCGUACCCGAACAGCCAGUUGGUCGGUCGUCUCGGACCGAAGACGGUGACCUACAUGGCAGUACCCGCGUCGUCGCUCUUGUUGUCGGCACUGCCGUGGUGGCGGAACACGGGUCGAGCACCCCACUGGGUCGUGGUCGUGGGCGGGAUGCUGGGUUCCGGCUACUACACUGCAUUUACCGUGAAGGCGACGAGGCUGGAGCAGCUUUUGGGGAAGAGCGUGAUGUCCUCGUUCCACGCCUGCUUCUCGCUGGGAGCUCUGGCGGGGAGCAGCUUCUUCUCUGCUUUGUUGCGUUGCGGUCUCUCGUGGUCCCAGGUGUACCCGCUGCAGGUGCUGACGGCGGCUGGGCUCACCUUGGGGCUCGUGAGCUUGUUGCCGCCCGACGAGGCGGAGAAUUUGCGCGGCGCACACGCGUGCGAAGAGGCGGAGGGGUGUUUCGGGGACGGAAAUUUGCCGGAAAUUGACUCGCCGAUUGCGGCGGCGUGCGCGGCCAUGCUAACACCAAUGCGGUCAUCGCCGCAAUUCGUGCCGGACGCGUCUCCGACCUCCGCGGGAGAGCGGCGGCUCGACUGGCGCGUGCUGCAGCUGGCGACGGUAUCCGCGUUGGCUUUAUUCACGGAGGCAAGCGUGGGCGACUGGGGCGCUUUAUUCUUCAUGCGGUACUGCGACGCGCGGAUGGACCAGGGGCCGUUGUUAUACGCGGCAUUCGCGUUCGCGAUGAUCCCGAUGCGCCUUUUCGGAGACGGGCUAGUUGACCGCUACACCCGCGAAACCGUGUUCCUCUGCGGCGGCUUAAUUUCCUUCGCCGGCUUCGCCUCCCUCGUCGCCUUCCCCACCUUCUGGGGCGCCUUCUGCAGCGCCGCACUCGUCGGCAUGGGCCUUGCCAACAACGUGCCCAUCAUCCAGACCUGCGCCGCGCGAAGCAAACUCAUGUCCAUUGCCGAAGUCACCGCCACACUUAGCGCACUCAACAGUGCUGCGCUCCUCGGAGGACCCAGCAUCAUCGGGCCCGUCUCUAGACGCUACGGCCUACGUGUCGCCUACCUCCUUCCCGUACUGGCCACCACAGUACUCGCCUCCUCCACCAACCUGCUGGACGUCAACCGAAAGAAAACCAGAAUGUUCGGCGACCGAGUCCACGUCUCCUGA
Gregarina niphandrodes is the source of this 1308-nucleotide messenger RNA. RefSeq names its product major facilitator family transporter. NCBI's taxonomy places the organism in Eukaryota, Apicomplexa, Conoidasida, Eugregarinorida, Gregarinidae. Gene Ontology annotation, biological process: transmembrane transport. The record is from RefSeq and is a predicted model, not a curated record. Gene Ontology annotation, molecular function: transmembrane transporter activity. The transcript has a single exon. Gene Ontology annotation, cellular component: membrane. Bases 1 to 1308 code for a protein of 435 amino acids.